CUCAGACUGGCCCAGGCCGCAGUCCCGACCGCAUCUCGCUUUAGGAAACUUUUGUUCUACAGGUGAGCUGGGAAGGAAAAUCGAAGCAAUAUGCAAGGCGUUUGCAACCUGCAGCGUUCGUCCGAGUCUCAUCUGCCAAGUGCCCUCAGGCGUGUCUCCAGGAUGCUGCUGUUUGCUCUGCUCGUUCUUACCAACGUCACAGCCUCACCUUGUAUAACGACUAGGAGUCAGCCAACAACAACUAAUGCAACGGUAACUACAAGAGAUACAGCUAAUGACUUGGGCAUACGAUUGCCUAGCUCACUGAAACCACUCCAUUACCUGGUCAAACUCCAACCCUUUAUCGAUGGCAACUUUAGCAUCUUCGGCUACGUGGAGGUGGAGAUGGAGGUGCUGGAACCGACCUCCAAAAUCACGCUCCACAUGGCCGACAUAAUCACCCUAAAUGACACAAUAAAGGUAUAUACUCCUGGUCAAACAAGAGGCCAAGGUGUGAGGAUCAGGAAGCAUGAGUAUGAUCAUGGUCGUCAGUUUUAUAUCGCCCAUCUGAGGAAAGAGCUGCAGAAGGGAAAAAAGUACACUCUCUCCAUGGAGUUCCUUGGUUAUCUCAAUGACAAGCUGCACGGCUUCUACAGGUCGACCUACAUAGAUGCUGAUGGCAACACCAGGAACGUUGCUGCGACACAGUUUCAGGCUACUGAUGCCCGCAGAGCCUUUCCUUGCUUCGAUGAGCCUGCCCUGAAGGCAACCUUUGAGAUUCACCUCGCGAGGGAAUCUUGGAUGACGACCCUCUCCAAUAUGCCCAUUAACGAAACUGUGCCUAUGGUCGGGCAAGAGGGCUGGGUGUGGGACCGUUACGAGAAGAGCGUCCCCAUGUCCACCUACCUCGUCGCCUUCGUUGUAUCGGAUUUUGUUCAAGUCAACACUACAGUGAAUGACGUGGUACUUCGAGUGUGGGCGCGACGAGAAGCCAUAGAUCAGGCAGAGUAUGCAAUGGAGGUGGGCCCCAAAAUCCUGAGUUUUUUUGAAGAGUAUUUCGACUUGCCUUUCCCUCUCCCGAAGAUGGACAUGGUUGCAUUACCCGACUUCUCUGCAGGAGCCAUGGAAAACUGGGGUCUCAUUACUUACAGAGAACAGUACCUCAUGUACAUUCCGGAAGUGUCAACCACAGCAUCAAGAGCAUCUGUUACUACGACAAUAGCCCAUGAAUUGGCUCACCAGUGGUUUGGGAACCUGGUGACUCCCGCGUGGUGGGACGACCUCUGGCUCAACGAGGGCUUUGCUACCUAUAUAAGUUUCCUUGGUGUGGAUCGUGCAGAGCCAACAUGGAACGUAUUGGAAACAUCACUCAUCCAAAGAGUUCAUGGUGUGUUCGAUCUUGACAGCCUGGAGUCCUCACAUAGGAUCAGCAUUCCCGUUGGUCACCCAGACGAAAUCGUCGAAGUCUUUGAUGGCAUAUCUUACGAAAAGGGAUCGUCUAUCAUCAGGAUGAUGACUCAUUACCUCACUGAAGCAACGUUUAGGAAGGGGAUGAGCAACUACCUGAAAGCUCUUGCAUACAAGAACGCAGUGCAAGAUGACUUGUGGAAAUAUUUAACAUUGGCGGCCCACGAGGAUGGCAUUCUACCCCUGGACGUGACUGUGAAGAUGAUCAUGGACACGUGGACGCUGCAGAAGGGCUACCCUGUUAUCCACGUUAAAAGAAGCAAGGAUGGAACCUCCGCCCUUUUGACACAGGAACGUUUCCGUGUAGAAAGGAGCACGAACUCUUCCAACAUAACUGAUUACAAGUGGUGGGUGCCGCUGACGUACACGACCCAGAGUGAGGCCAACUUCAACCAGACUCAAGCCAAGUUAUGGAUGAAGGAAUCUGAGUGUCACACCAGUGUCUUAUCCCUUCCACCCACAGACCAGUGGGUCAUCUUCAACCUGCAACAGACAGGCUACUACAGAGUCAACUACGAUGACCACAACUGGAAUCUUAUUAUCCAGCAGUUGAAGAAGGACCACCGGGUUAUCAGCCCUAUCAACAGGGCGCAGAUAAUCGAUGACGCUAUGAACUUUGCCAAAGCUGGUCGUCUCAGCUACGACAUCGCCAUCGGUGUUUAUGCAUAUCUGCGAAAUGAAGAGGAAUAUCUACCUUGGGCUGCAGGUGUCAGUGAACUCACAUACAUAAAUAGAAUGUUCAAACUGAGAAGCGGAUACGGCGCUCUUAAGCGCUACCUCCUGAAUUUAGUGUCGCCUCUCUAUGAAGCUGUUGGGUUCGAUGACAAGAUAGAUGACCCUUACUUAGAGCAAAAGAAGAGGAAGAUAGCUGUGAACUGGGCUUGCAAACUGGGCCACAAGGACUGUCUCGACAAGGCGCUCACUCUCUACAGGCAGUGGAUGGCAAAUCCAGACAACACAAGCCUUAUUUCACCAAACCUCAAAUGGACGGUGUAUUGCCGCGCCAUAGAUGAGGGCGGGGAGGCCGAGUGGGACUUCGCGUGGGACCAAUACCUGAGGACCAACGUCGCCAGUGAGAAAACUCUCCUUCUCGCUGCUAUGGCUUGCACUAGAGAAGCCUGGAUCCUGUCUAGGUACCUUGAGAUGACCAUUAACCCAGUCAGUGGCAUAAGACUACAAGAUAUUGGUGGUGUAUUACGUAGCAUCAGUUUCAAUGAUGUGGGACGCUCCUUGGUAUGGAACUACUUAACUCGUAACUGGAACGAUAUCUACUCAUUCAAGAAGAGGAGGAGAGGAGAAUUAAUGAAGAGCAUAACAUACAGCUUCAAUACAAAGGAGCAACUUCAAGAAGUCCAGUCGUUUUUGAGGAGGAGGAAGGUGUCUUUGGAAGGGAACGAGAGGAACGUCCAGCAAGUCGAAGAGAAAAUUAGAAACAACAUCGCCUGGAUGGACGCCAACUAUGACGUCAUAAUGCAGUGGCUCGAGAAGACCGGUUACUCCUCGAAACUCAGGGUUACAUAAUUUCAUCUUUUAUCUUUGGGGUUUUGUUGUUCAUUGUUGUAUCUUUUACACACAUUUUUCCAUGUAUGUUCUGGACUGUUAUAAUCAACUUCGUUGGUAUUCUUAUUGAUUUGGAACUUUACCCAAGAAUUAUUGUGCUUACUUUUUGUCUUUUGUUUAAAGUGUUGGUUCAAGUAAUAAAUAUUAGAUGAUUA
Molecule: messenger RNA, 3161 nt
Organism: Penaeus indicus
Lineage: Eukaryota; Metazoa; Arthropoda; Malacostraca; Decapoda; Penaeidae
Product: aminopeptidase N-like
Biological process (GO): proteolysis; peptide catabolic process
Cellular component (GO): cytoplasm
Molecular function (GO): zinc ion binding; metalloaminopeptidase activity; peptide binding
Source: RefSeq, a predicted model, not a curated record